AUGGAAAAGAUCAAAAGUGAUGAUGAAGAAUGGUUUUUGGCGCAAAUUGUUCUUGAGGAGGAACCAAAAGCCUUAGAGCAGAAGCAUGAGGGACAGAGGCUGGUAGUGGAAGGGUCGUUUUUGGCUUUGUGUUGGGCUAUGGAGAGCAUGAAUAGCCAUAGAAUGCAAAGAGUGGUGUUUGAGUUGGAGGAUGUGGUCCUUAUUGGUGUGGUGAAUCGUCCGCAAGCGUGGCCAUCCUUUGGAUUUCAAGCGGCGGAGUUACUUCUGUUACUAUCAGAAUUGGUUGAUUGGAGAGUGGUGUUUGGAGGAAUAGAAACAAAUAGAGGAGCUAAUCUCAUUGCUCAAAGUGUCACCAAUGAUGGUCGCUUACACUUUUAUGUGACUUCCUGUCAUCCGUCGUGGUUAAAUGGUGUGUUUGAGAGUGAGAGAGUUUUAUCCUCUUUUUAA
Molecule: messenger RNA, 447 nt
Organism: Microthlaspi erraticum
Lineage: Eukaryota; Viridiplantae; Streptophyta; Magnoliopsida; Brassicales; Brassicaceae
Source: the annotation of a GenBank genome assembly